UCAUUAAUGAAAGGGAAGAGAUGAAAAAUGGCAAUGAAUCGAAAACCUUGUUGAUAUUCAAACCAGAGGAGAUAAAGAAGAUGGAUUAUUUACAAGCUGCAUUAUCAGAGGCUCUUAGGUUGUAUCCUUCAGUACCUGUAGAUCACAAGGAGGCUGUUGAAGACGACGUAUUUCCAGAUGGAACAGUGCUGAAGAAAGGAACGAACGUGGUCUAUGCAAUCUACGCAAUGGGAAGAAUGGAAACCAUAUGGGGAAAAGACUGCAGGAUGAAAUUCACAGCCGCCUCGACCAUAUACCGUUACCAUAUGAAGGUGGUGGAAGAUCAUCCCAUUGCACCAAAGCUUGCCCUGACCAUGUAUAUGAAGCAUGGCCUGAAGGUGAACCUUAUCAAGCGCCAUGAAACAGAGCUUUUAAGUUAA
This is a messenger RNA of Hibiscus syriacus, 419 nucleotides long. RefSeq names its product cytochrome P450 86B1-like. The coding region runs from base 21 to 419 and encodes 132 amino acids. NCBI's taxonomy places the organism in Eukaryota, Viridiplantae, Streptophyta, Magnoliopsida, Malvales, Malvaceae. The transcript is spliced from 3 exons. Gene Ontology annotation, molecular function: oxidoreductase activity, acting on paired donors, with incorporation or reduction of molecular oxygen; iron ion binding; monooxygenase activity. The record is from RefSeq and is a predicted model, not a curated record.